Penicillium pulvis is the source of this 1623-nucleotide messenger RNA. Its product is annotated as cytochrome P450. Lineage: Eukaryota; Fungi; Ascomycota; Eurotiomycetes; Eurotiales; Aspergillaceae. The transcript has 7 exons. Gene Ontology annotation, molecular function: heme binding; monooxygenase activity; oxidoreductase activity, acting on paired donors, with incorporation or reduction of molecular oxygen. Bases 1 to 1623 code for a protein of 540 amino acids. The record is from RefSeq and is a predicted model, not a curated record.
AUGAUAUCAAGCUUCCUAAAUUUGUCACUGGCAGCGGGCCUUGGUCUUAUCUCCCAUCGGUUCUACUUUAUCCAUGGAGAACAUGAUCGCUAUGCCGAUAGCAUUGCCCGCGUGGCUGUUCUCACAUUCGGCCUCAUCACUUUCUAUGAGUGGCACAUCGAGGCAUCUCUCAGUAAAGCCGUGAUCCAAGCUAUCAGUAUUGCAGCUGCAUACUGCGGUGCUUUAUUUACAAGCAUGUUCUUCUACCGGAUUGUACAGUCGCCUUUGACUCAUCUGCCUGGUCCGUUCUGGGCAAAAGUGACCAAGCUCUACCAUGUCGGGCAUAUUCUUCGUGCCGAUAAUUAUCGCUAUACGAAUAAGUUGUUUCACCAAUAUGGCGAUGUCAUUCGAACUGGUCCGAAUGAGGUGACUCUAUUCACCCCGGAGGCAUUCAACCAGGUUUAUGGCCCAGAUUCACGGUGUAUUCGUGGAGUAUAUUAUGACAUGAUGCUACCACUUGUCUCGCUCGUAACAACACGACACAAGCACAUUCAUACCCAUAAACGCAAGUUAUGGGAUCAAGGAUUCAGUAUCAAGGCGCUGGAGGCCUUGGAGCCCAAGGUCUACGAAUAUGCCGAUGAGCUAGUCCACCAAUUACGCCAACGCCUUAAGACUCCAGUUGAAAUUGGUCGCUGGUUUGAGUACUUUACAUUCGACCUCAUGGGACUCGUUGGGUUCAACUACAAGUUCAACUUGCUACAAACACAAAAACACAUCGCGCUUGAUAUGUACAACGCUGGACACCCAGUCCUUGGAGUUGUGACGCCUGCGCCCUGGAUUUACCAUUUAACUGCUGCGAUUCCAUAUGGGCAAGAAGGAUACCAUAUGUUUGCUCGGUGGGCUGAAGGUGGCCUCCGUGAGAAGUUGAAGGAACCGUCCGGUCAACGAGAUGUGCUCAACUACGUAAUCGAAGAUGCACGCCAACGAGGUCCGGUUGAGCAAAGCUGGAAGCACAUCCUAGGCGAUUACAUUCUCUUCAUCACAGCUGGAAGUGACCCACAACGACAAGUUCUAACAAACGCAUUAUACUAUUUGAUCCGCUACCCAGAGCAUCUAUCUCAAGUUCGUUCUGAACUCGAAAGUCUGGAAGAUAUCCGCAACUACAAGUCCCUUCAAUACCUCACCCACUUCAACGCAAUCAUAAAGGAGACAUUGCGACUCAACCCCCCAGUCCCCUGUGGUGGUCUCCGUAUAACACCCCCAGAGGGUCUAACAAUCAACGAGGUCUUCAUACCCGGCAAUACCACAGUACUAGUGCCGCAUUACACACUGUUCAGACGCGAGGACUGUUUCGUCAGCGCCACGGAAUUUAUACCUGAACGAUUCAGUACCAAGCCUGAGCUUAUUCUUGAUAAGAAGGCUUGGCAACCUUGGAGCUUAGGAGAAUAUCAGUGUGUAGGGAAGAAUCUUGGCCUUAUGGAGAUUAGAGUGGCUUUGGCGCUCCUUGUGACGCAAUUUGAUUGGGAAUUUGCUCCGGGUGAAGAUGGCCAACAGAUGUUUGAUGGCUUGUUGGAUUUCUUCACUACUGUUCCGGGGCCCUUAAAUGUGGUGAUUAAAGAGAGGGAUAUUGCGCCAACGGAGUAG